AGAAGUGGAACACAGUUUCCAGGCUAAACAACAAAAUACGCUUAAACCAUGGAGUCCAACCAGGAAUCCUCGCUCUUCCUGGUGAAGAUAUUGGAGGAGCUGGACACGAAGCAGAAUACUGUUUCUUACCAGGAUCUCUGCAAGUCCCUGUGUGCAAGGUUUGAUUUAUCCCAGCUGGCCAAGCUCAGAAGUGUGCUGUUUUACACUGCUUGCUUGGAUCCUAAUUUCCCAGCGACUUUGUUCAAAGACAAAAUGAGAUGCACUGUAAACAAUCAGCAAUCAAAGAAAAUCAUGGUUGCAGCAGAUAUAGUAACAAUAUUCAACCUCAUACAAAUGAAUGGGGGAGUGGCCAAGGAGAAGCUUCCAGUAGCAAGGCAGAAAGUGAAGAAGAAGGAGUCCUUCGAGUCCUGUAGGUCUGACACGGAAAUCUGCAAUAUGGCAGACUGUGUGCCUGACUGUGUGCCCAACUGUGAGCUGAGCGACCAGGACUUUAACCGGGGCUUUCCAGUCAGAAGGUCUUCAAAAUGCAGAAAGAUGGACUGCAAAGACUGCCAACAGUUUGUCCCCUCAUCAGAGCCUAACUUUUUGCUUGGUGUUAACAAGGACAUGAAGGGCCGUGCUGCCUCUCUGGACAGGCUGCAGGCACUGGCAUCCUACUCCAUCGCCACGUCCCCACCGUGUGAGAUGCAGAGUACAUACUUUCCUAUGAACAUUGAAAAUGAAUCUAUUUCAGACCAGGAUUCCUUGCCUAUAAGUGCAGGCAUAAAAGAGACUUUCAUUUCAAAUGACGAGCCGUUCAUGAUGCAGUCAUGUGUCCAGAAAAGAAAUAUAUUCAAAGAAGAUUUUCAUAAUCUGCUUACAAUAUCUCCCAACUUAAUACCAUCCAACAAAACACCAGAAGAUGGACACAGAGAGCCUCAGAACAGGAAAGAAAGCUCUAAGCAGACUUUCUUCAACCACAGCUUCGAAAUGCCAUACAGCAGCCAGUACUUGAAUCCAGUUUAUUCUCCUAUACCAGACAAAAGACGAGCAAAGCAUGAAAGUUUAGAUGAUCUUCAAGCUUCAACAUAUUUUGGCCCAACUACUGUUCUUGGGCCCCAGGACACCAAAAAGUGGACUGGAAAGCCAGCCAAGCAAACUGCCUGGCCAGCUAAAAGCUGGAGUUUGAAUACUGAGGAGGUCCCUGACUUUGAGCGAUCAUUUUUCAAUAGGAAGCCGUCUGAAGACAAGCCACGAUACCAGAGCUCGAGCAACCCGUCUCCAAACUUCCCUUCAGUUGACAGACAUCAGGCCUACCUAAACACUAAGGAUCAGCAACCAAUUAUGCAGGCAAACUAUUCUGUGAAACCCAAUGGGCAUAAAGCCAAGGAAAUUCCUUCCAUUCUAGAUGUGGAGAAACACGAGCCAGUCAAAAAGUUUAAAGAUAAAAGCAUUAAUUGUACUUCUGUCCAGAUCUUAAGCAUUGACAGGACCAUGAGUGUUGGGACACAAACAGAGCAGCAAGUUUUAGACCACAAGAAAUGCAAGGAUUUGUGUGCAGUGGGUCAAGGCAAGUAUGGCGAGCGUCACUCUCUUAAGCAGUCAGACGAUGACUCUGAAAUCGUCAGUGAUGACAUCAGUGACAUUUUCCGGUUUUUGGAUGACAUGAGUAUCAGUGGCUCCACAGGAGUGAUGCAGUCUUCAUGUUACAACAGCACUGGUUCCUUGUCUCAGGUGCAUAAAUCAGACUGUGAGAGCUCACCUGAGCACAAUUUGACUAAGAUCUCCAAUGGGAGUGCCUGUAACAAAUUGGAUAAAGUGGUCCGUGCAGAUAUCAGUAACACGGAUGAUGAACUGAAAACGAGUGUCUGCAAAUUAGUCUUGAGGAUUGGUGAAAUAGAGAAGAAACUGGAAUCUCUCUCAGGCGUUCGAGAAGAAAUCUCUCAAGUCCUGGGAAAAUUAAGCAAACUGGAUCAAAAAAUCCAGCAGCCAGAGAAGGUCAGCGUACAAAUAGAUCUCAAUUCUUUGACGAGUGAGGCUGCCUCAGAUGAGAGUAACUCCCCACAGAUAUUUCAGUGCCACAAUACUCCUCAUGGAGGCAAACUGGAGAAUAAUCCAGAAUGGUGCUGUUCGGAUGCCAGUGGAAGUAAUAGUGAGAGUCUUCGAGUAAAAGCCUUAAAAAAAAGCUUGUUUACUAGGAGGUCAUCAAGAUCAUUAACAGAAGAAAACAGUGCAACUGAAUCCAAAAUAGCAAGUAUUUCAAACUCUCCCCGAGACUGGAGAGCUAUUACUUACACCAACCAAGUUGGCAUUACAGAGGAGGAGAUGAAAGAGAGAGAUGGAGGAGAAAAUAAGGACUGGCACAGGAAAUCUAAAGAGGCAGACAGGCAAUACGAAAUCCCACAGCCACAUAGACACUCUAAACAACCAAAAGACGCUUUCUUGAUUGAACAAGUCUUUAGUCCUCAUCCCUACCCUGCAUCACUCAAGUCACACAUGAAAAGCAACCCACUCUACACAGACAUGAGGUUGACAGAGCUGGCUGAAGUGAAACGUGCGCAGCCAUCGUGGACCAUAGAGGAAUACACGAGGAAUUCGGGGGAUAAAGGCAAGAUUGCGGCAUUGGAUCUACAAACUCAAGAAUCAUUAAACCCAAACAACUUAGAAUACUGGAUGGAAGACAUUUAUACUCCUGGCUAUGAUUCCUUAUUAAAACGGAAAGAAGCCGAGUUCAGAAGAGCAAAGGUUUGCAAGAUUGCUGCCCUGAUCGCAGCAGCAGCUUGUACAGUUAUUCUGGUCAUUGUAGUUCCCAUUUGUACAAUGAAAUCCUGAACCUGUGGACAGACCUGUGACUCCCAGCCGCAUGUCUCAGAUAGCUCACGCUGUGUGUCAAACGUCUGAUGGCAAAACUGUAAGGAAUUUGCUAAGGAAGAAUGUUCUGAGGAUAUCCUGAUGGAGAAUGCUGUAAAUGAAGGCAAAACACAAACCAACUAGAGAAACAUUUUUGGAAAAGUCUUAUUUUAAAUAACAGACUGUGUGAUGGAGUUAAUGGGAACUCGGUUCGAUUUUUAUGCAUUUUUAAAAGUGCAAUAUUUUUUUUCCUAAAGAAGUGAUCUAAUGUUUUACAGAAUCAGAGACUGAUGAGAAUCCAGGCAAAAGAGGAAGAUUGUCUGAGCUAUGUUGCAUUUAACAGAGGUGAGGGCACAUGGAGGUAGCACUGUAUAGAAGGGAAUGUUCUAUAUGCAUUACACUGGGGAGCUAGGAAAGUCUUAAAAGCUCUCUACAAUGUAGAAAACUCUGAAUGUAUUGUAUUUAUUUUAUAGUAUUUGUGUAUUUCAUGCUCAUUUAAUUGAAAGCAGACUGUGUAGCUGUGAACAGAGUUCAUUCCUAUGUUCAGAUUAAAAAGGGCUCUUUGUAUUUGGUCUUGCCCUAAGACCCACUCUAUCAUCACUGAGUACUUUGGUAAGUGCAAUGUGCUGCAGACCAAAAAGAUUAUGUUUUAAAGCAA
Molecule: messenger RNA, 3487 nt
Organism: Acanthisitta chloris (rifleman)
Lineage: Eukaryota; Metazoa; Chordata; Aves; Passeriformes; Acanthisittidae
Gene: MINAR1
Product: KIAA1024 ortholog
Exons: 3
Coding region: 49-2811 (920 amino acids)
Biological process (GO): negative regulation of cell population proliferation; negative regulation of TOR signaling
Cellular component (GO): plasma membrane
Source: RefSeq, a predicted model, not a curated record